AUGACCUUUCUUUCUGUUGAAGGGACCCCAGACAACCUGUUGAUCGAUUACCAGUUUACCUUCAGUUUGCUGCAGGAGGACGACCGUCACUACACGGCCAUCAACUUCAUGGCGACACCUGAACAGGCCAACAAAAAUCUCGACAUGUCCAUCAACGCCUCCAACAACUUCAACCUCAACAUCACCUGGUCGUUAAGCUCCACAGCCGGCACCAUCUCGGGUGAAGAGAUGCCCAUCAUCGCUCGGACCAACAUCAAGGAGCACAGAGACAGUCUCUCCUGCGAAAAGUUCAACUUCAGGCUUCACCACAACAUCACCUUCUACGUCUACGUGUCCAACUUCAGCUGGCCAAUCAAGAUCCAGAUCGCUUUCUCUCAGCACAACAGCAUCAUGGACCUGGUGCAGUUCUUCGUCACCUUCUUCAGCUGUUUCCUGUCCCUGUUACUCGUCGCUGCCGUGGUUUGGAAAAUCAAACAGACCUGCUGGGCCUCGAGAAGACGAGAGUACGUGUCAGCGCUGCACUCUGUCCAAUAA
Molecule: messenger RNA, 534 nt
Organism: Paralichthys olivaceus (Japanese flounder)
Lineage: Eukaryota; Metazoa; Chordata; Actinopteri; Pleuronectiformes; Paralichthyidae
Source: RefSeq, a predicted model, not a curated record